Aspergillus novofumigatus IBT 16806 is the source of this 276-nucleotide messenger RNA. RefSeq lists its product as uncharacterized. The transcript is spliced from 2 exons. Lineage: Eukaryota; Fungi; Ascomycota; Eurotiomycetes; Eurotiales; Aspergillaceae. Bases 1 to 276 code for a protein of 91 amino acids. The record is from RefSeq and is a predicted model, not a curated record.
AUGUCGAUUCCUGCGCCCACAGUGGUUGACACCGAGGCUCCGAUCCGUCCGAAUCGGGCAAAUUGCAAUAACAAUGAUAGCAAUGACGACUUGCAAGAUACUGUCAUGGAGUCCUGGGAACCAAGGGACUAUCUAUACUAUCCUGUAAGGCCGGAGAUGAGCGUGCCUGGCGUGGAUGAGAAUUCGAUAGCGACUUCCUUUAAUCUCCAGAGCUUGCUUGGGUUUAUUGUUCCAGGAUUUGGACCUGAAUCGGUAGAUCGGAUCUCAGCAAUGUGA